Messenger RNA from Ceratitis capitata (Mediterranean fruit fly), 2160 nucleotides. RefSeq names its product rab GDP dissociation inhibitor alpha (gene Gdi). Gene Ontology annotation, cellular component: cytoplasm. Lineage: Eukaryota; Metazoa; Arthropoda; Insecta; Diptera; Tephritidae. Gene Ontology annotation, molecular function: Rab GDP-dissociation inhibitor activity. The record is from RefSeq and is a predicted model, not a curated record. The transcript is spliced from 3 exons. Bases 136 to 1467 code for a protein of 443 amino acids. Gene Ontology annotation, biological process: protein transport; vesicle-mediated transport; small GTPase-mediated signal transduction.
AGAAAAUUUUAUUGAGCAUUCGACCGUGUUGGUGACGAAAGUGGUCUUCGGUUCGAUACAUAUAAAAGAAAGAAAAUUUUCUGAAAUAAAAAUAUUAAAUUCUUAAUAAUCUAAUAAAUUUUUUUACUUUCAAACAUGAAUGAAGAGUAUGAUGCAAUUGUUCUUGGUACCGGUUUGAAGGAGUGUAUCUUAAGUGGUAUGCUAUCUGUAUCGGGAAAGAAAGUUUUGCAUAUCGACCGAAACAAGUACUAUGGCGGUGAAUCAGCUUCGAUUACACCGUUGGAGGAAUUAUUUCAACGUUACAACGUUGAGGCUCCUGGUGAAAAAUAUGGGCGUGGUCGUGAUUGGAAUGUUGAUCUCAUACCAAAGUUUCUUAUGGCCAACGGGCAAUUGGUCAAAUUGCUAAUCCAUACGGGCGUAACUCGUUAUCUUGAGUUCAAAUCCAUUGAAGGGAGCUAUGUGUAUAAAGGGGGGAAAAUUGCGAAGGUUCCAGUUGAUCAAAAAGAAGCCUUAGCUUCUGAUUUAAUGGGUAUGUUUGAAAAACGUCGUUUCCGCAACUUUUUGGUUUACGUUCAGGACUUCAAGGAAGACGAUCCAAAGACCUGGAAGGACUUUGAUCCAUCUAAAUCGAACAUGCAGGCCCUUUAUGACAAAUUCGGUUUGGAUAAAAAUACACAGGAUUUUACUGGUCACGCACUGGCUCUCUUCCGAGAUGAUGAGUAUUUGAAUGAGCCAGCUGCAAAUACCAUUCGUCGUAUUAAGCUUUAUUCAGAUUCACUGGCCCGAUAUGGAAAGUCGCCGUACUUGUAUCCUAUGUAUGGACUUGGUGAAUUGCCGCAAGGCUUUGCACGUUUGUCUGCCAUAUAUGGUGGUACUUAUAUGUUAGAUAAACCUAUUGAUGAAAUCGUACUCGGUGAAGGUGGCAAAGUAGUCGGCGUACGCUCUGGAGAUGAAGUCGCCAAAUGCAAACAAGUCUACUGUGACCCCAGUUACGUACCUGAUAAGGUACGCAGGAAGGGUAAAGUAAUCCGAUGCAUUUGCAUCUUGGAUCAUCCAGUUGCGAACACGAAGGAUGCUCUAUCUACUCAGAUAAUCAUUCCUCAAAAGCAAGUUGGACGGAAAUCAGACAUUUACGUUUCUGUUGUCAGUUAUACUCACCAGGUAGCUGCUAAAGGUUGGUUUGUGGGUAUGGUGUCAACUACUGUAGAAACUGAUCAGCCCGAGAAUGAGAUAAAGCAUGGGUUAGAUUUAUUGGAGCCAAUUGCACAAAAGUUUAUCACGAUCUCUGACUAUUUGGAGCCGAUUGACAAUGGUAUUGAUUCGCAGAUUUUUAUUUCUGAAUCUUAUGAUGCUACUACGCACUUUGAGACAACUUGUUUGGAUGUAUUGGAUAUAUUCAAACGUGGAACUGGUGAAGAUUUUGAUUUUUCAAAAAUUAAACAUGAACUUGGUGAUGAGGACCAGUAAAUUACAAUACUAAAGAGAUUUUGUUGUGCACGAUAAAGUAGUGGAAUGAAAGUUAAUAUACCAUGAUGUAUGGAGAAGAUGAAUCAAAACUGCGUAUGAUAUAAAACAUAUAAUCAGAUCAUUAUUAUAAAUGCUUGAAUCAGCCAAUCAAACUGUUACAGCGAAAUAUUAAUAAAUAAUGAGGGAUAUGGAUGCUUGACACAGACAUUGCGCUUACAUCUUAUAAAUCAUAUUUUAUAAAUCAUUAUCAAAAAGAAUAAAAUGCAAUAAAAACAAAUGCACAUCAAAAUCUAAUGUGAGCGCCAAAGCUAUAUGCUUACAUGUCACUAAACUUUCUUUCGUUUUGAAGGUUUUCAACUUGAAAUUUUAUUCAUUCCAUGGCAUAUACAUACAUAUAAAGUCUAAUUUUAUCAGCGUGCUUUUCUAAAAAUUUUUGUUUGUCAUUAUUUAUAAUAUAAUAGUUUUGCACAGACUCAAACCCCUUCAACUCUUCAAACAAAAAAUGGAAAUAAAUAAAUAAAAAAAGAACAUAACCAGUAAGACAUUUCAAAUGGAAAAACAUAGGUGUGCAAUUAUGUGCAUAACGUAUGGGUAAUUAUUAUAUUUGUACCCACAAUUUUGCUUAAAGUGUAUCAUGGUUUUUCCACAGAACAUAUAAAUAUAUAAUUACGAGGAAUGCUAACAUUGCGUUUA